GGCGAUUUCCUUCUACUCCUUUCUUCCUCCCUUGCUCCACAACGAAACCAGGGAGAGAUCGAAAUUCGAAGCCUCUCUCGACACAAACUCUUGGAAUUUUUUUGUUUCUCCUAGAUCCAACCACAUCAUACCAGAUCUACAAUGUCUUCGACUUUCAGCGGCGAUGAGACGGCCCCGUUCUUCGGCUUCCUGGGUGCCGCCGCUGCUCUCGUCUUCUCAUGUAUGGGAGCUGCAUAUGGAACUGCAAAGAGUGGUGUUGGUGUGGCAUCAAUGGGUGUCAUGAGACCAGAGUUGGUGAUGAAGUCUAUUGUUCCAGUUGUUAUGGCUGGUGUUUUGGGUAUUUAUGGGUUGAUUAUUGCUGUCAUUAUCAGUACUGGGAUUAACCCCAAGGCCAAAUCGUAUUACCUUUUCGACGGUUAUGCACAUCUCUCGUCAGGCCUUGCUUGUGGACUUGCUGGGCUUUCUGCUGGCAUGGCCAUUGGUAUUGUUGGUGAUGCAGGUGUCAGGGCCAACGCACAGCAACCAAAACUCUUCGUUGGAAUGAUCCUUAUCCUCAUCUUUGCGGAAGCACUGGCCCUUUAUGGUCUCAUUGUUGGUAUCAUCUUGUCUUCUCGAGCUGGCCAAUCAAGAGCUGAAUAAGAAGGGGGCUGUGCGGUUCUAGUUUUAGUAUUCUUUAAUUGCUUGUCAACAUCACAUGGUGGGAAAGAGAAUUUCGUGGAGGGGAUUGAUGAUCAGAUCAUCGCAUGUUGUGUUUGCAAAAACUCCCUUUGGAACUAACAGCUCUUUAAUAAAAUGUUGUGAAGCUCCUGUUUUGUUUUAUUUGUCUGUGUAUCUUGCAGAAAUUGAAAACAAUUACUAAAGAUAUAAUCUCUGAGAUAUUGGAUGCAUUUUUCAUUCACU
Messenger RNA from Rubroshorea leprosula, 900 nucleotides. Lineage: Eukaryota; Viridiplantae; Streptophyta; Magnoliopsida; Malvales; Dipterocarpaceae. The record is from the annotation of a GenBank genome assembly.